AUGAAGAAAACUUCUGCAAGUGUACCAACUGGCAAGAUGCCCAUCACUACCAUUGCUGUGCUCCAGGCUCCAACAGUCAAACGUCCAAACAUGAGGCGGAUGUCUAAUUGUCCUCAUGUGAGCGUGAUUGGUGAGCAUCAGUCUUGGGAAGAGAUAAAGAAGAAACAUGAACUGCAAGAAUGUCAUACUUGCCAAGCACAGCCACCAAACCUUUGGCUCUGCUUGGUUGGCAAUUGCAACUACAUUGGUUGUGGGGAAUCCUCCAAAGACCAUAGUGCUUGUCAUGCGGAGUUAUUCAAAUCCCUCCCUCUUUUCACUCAACUUCCCCUGAUUCCACACCCACCUAACACUCAAAAUUUCACUCCUCCUUGUUCCUACCAUGGAGACAGCCUGCAUGGCUUUUUCUCCCAUCCUCAGAUACAGUUUUGUCAUCAGAUUACUGUCAAUAUACAAGCUGUUUCAUCACAAGAGUUCAAACAUUGCUUGACAAUCAACCUGACUACCAUGCGGAUCUGGUGUUAUUCUUGUGAGAAUGAAGUCUUGGUUGAACACAACAAUCCACCACUGCUGUUAAAUGAACGAACAUACCAAGUGAUGCAUCGGCCAGAUGGUUCAACUGACAGCUCACCUCAACGAAGUGCUUUUGAGGCUGAAGAUUCAGAAUCAGAUAUGGAUGAUGACACUAUCAAACCACGAGGUCUGACAGGCUUACAAAAUCUGGGCAACACCUGUUACAUGAAUGCUGCUCUGCAAGCAUUGUCAAAUUGUCCUCCCUUGACUCGAUUUUUUCUUGAUUGCUCUGGAUUUGUUCGACCUGACAGAAACCCAAUGCUCUCUCGGCACUACCUGCGUCUUAUCUCGGAGAUUUGGCACAAGAAAAGCACUAUCUCUGCCUGUCUCUCUAUCUCUGCCUGUCUCUCUAUCUCUGCCUGUCUGUCUCUAUCUCUGCCUGUCUGUCUCUAUCUCUGCCUGUCUGUCUCUAUCUCUGCCUGUGUCUCUGUCUCUCUCUCUCUCUCUCUCUCUCUGUCUGUCUCUCUCUCUCUGUCUCUCUCUGUGUCUCUCUCUCUGUCUCUCUCUGUGUCUCUCUCUGUGUCUGUCUCUCUCUGUGUCUCUCUCUGUCUGUCUGUCUCUCUCUGUCUGUCUCUCUCUGUCUCUCUCUCUCUGUGUCUGUCUCUCUCUCUGUGUCUCUCUCUCUCUCUACCCAGUUAUGUUGUACCUAGUGGCAUUGCCAAUGGAAUCAAAGCAGUUCAUCCAAUGUUUAGAGGAUAUACACAACAAGAUACUCAAGAAUUUCUUCGUUGUUUUAUGGACCAACUUCAUGAAGAACUGAAGCAACCACUUGUUGAUUGGGACUCUGGUAAUAACACCUCUCUUAUUACCUCAACUGCAGCAGCAGCAGCAGCUAUGUUGUGCCAUGAAGCCCUGCCAUCUUCAGGGGGCCCCUCAGACAAGCCCUACAUGAAUGACCAUGAUAGGCAGUCAUCUAUAGACUCAUCUAGCAGCCAAUCAGAUUAUGAGACUUGUGAUUCUGCUCAUAGCAGUGAGCGAGGGGGUACUCCAGAAACUGAGGCCCUUAUGGCAGGUGGCACAAAUGCCUCCACAACAGGGCAAGACGAAGGGUCAACACUGGCCAAUAUGGCAACCAGCAGUAUUUCUGCUGCAGAGUUUCAGGAUGCUAUCAGUGAUGAGGAACAUUCCAGUAAAGUGAAGAGUAUGCCAUCAACAUUGCGGGGAAAAUCACAAACACAGCAGCAAUCUUCCAAAUUAUCUGCCAGUGACAAAGCCAAACGACCAGUUACACAUCAGAGUGUGAUAUCAGACAUAUUUGAUGGAAAACUUUUGAGCUCUGUUCAGUGCUUAACAUGUGAGCGGAUUUCUACAACUAAAGAAACCUUUCAAGAUUUGUCUCUCCCCAUCCCCAGCAAGGAUCACCUGCACAUGCUACAUGCUAGUCAGAGCUCAACCUCAAAAGGUGGAGCAUGUGGAGAGGUGAACCAGGGCUGGAUUGCUUCUAUGCUUACAUGGAUAAAGAGCUGGUUUGUGGGGCCAACAAUCACUUUACAAGACUGUUUAGCAGCUUUCUUUUCUGCUGAUGAACUCAAGGGAGAUAAUAUGUAUAGUUGUGACAAGUGUAAAAAAUUACGGAAUGGUAUGAAAUAUUCUAAAGUAAUGCGGCUACCAGAGAUCUUAUGUAUUCAUCUGAAACGAUUUCGGCAUGAAUUCUACUCCUCAAAAAUUAGUACCUAUGUAUCUUUUCCCUUAGAAGGGCUAAAUAUGAAAUCCUACCUCCAUAAAGAUUGUCAGGAUGAAGUUACGUCAUAUGACCUAAUGUCUGUGAUAUGUCACCAUGGAACUGCCGGAGGUGGUCAUUACACUGCUUAUUGUCUGAACUAUAUUAAUGAUCAGUGGUAUGAGUUUGAUGACCAGUAUGUUACUGAGGUAGAUUUCCAGCAAGUGAUGAGCUCUAGUGCCUAUGUUCUCUUCUACAGAAAACAAAAUGAUCAUAUGAUGCCAAUGCGGGAAAGUGCUAUGAGCCUGAUGGAAGAACCUGAGCCAAGUCUCCUCCAAUUUUAUGUGUCGAAACAAUGGAUUAAUCGCUUCAACACAUUUGCCGAGCCUGGGCCAAUAACGAAUCAAGAUUUUCUCUGUCCACAUGGAGGUGUUCCUCCAACCAAAAUGGGUCAUGUGGAGCAACUUGUUGUCCUUCUGCAUCAACCAGUUUGGCAGUACCUGCAUGAGAGAUUUGGUGGCGGUCCUGCCUGCACACAUCUCAUUGACUGCAAGACUUGUGAAAUGGAACUUGAAAAUUUGAAGAACAGACAAAGAACUGAAAUGGAAUCCUUUAUUCAGCUGAAUGAAAAAUUCCAAGCUGAAGAUGACCCUGCCAUAAUAUAUGCCAUCAGUAUGGCUUGGUUUAAGGACUGGGAAAAUUUUGUUAAAGCAAAAACCGAUACACCUCCGGAUCCAAUUGAUAAUAGUCGCAUCACAGUUCUGAAGAACGGUCAACCAUUCCUGAAGACUGGGUCUGAUUAUGGCCAGCUGUCAAGAGAAAUGUGGCAAUUUCUUCAUGGAAUAUAUGGGGGUGGUCCUGAACUUAUUCAGCGCCAACACCCAGCUAUUCUGCCUCCUGCUACACCUGCAAGUGGCAGUGGUGGCUCCCAGCCUCCAGCAUCUGUUCCGGCUGCAGCUCCAGCUCCAGCUCCAGCUCCAACUCCAACUCCAACAAUCCCAGAUGGUUGUGUAAAUAUGGACAGUUCUGCAUGUUCAUCAGUUGACAAAACAGAGGAAGAGGAUGAAUCAACCUCUUAUAAUUCUGUUCCUAUGUCAGCCAAUGUUAUUGAUACUCGUUUAUGA
Messenger RNA from Acanthosepion pharaonis, 3354 nucleotides. NCBI's taxonomy places the organism in Eukaryota, Metazoa, Mollusca, Cephalopoda, Sepiida, Sepiidae. The record is from the annotation of a GenBank genome assembly.